This is a messenger RNA of Acanthoscelides obtectus, 248 nucleotides long. Lineage: Eukaryota; Metazoa; Arthropoda; Insecta; Coleoptera; Chrysomelidae. The record is from the annotation of a GenBank genome assembly.
UCUGCAUGGGCUCGAACCAAUUUUCGAAGCACUUAUUCCACUCGUUUGCUGGCAGAUCCAAAACGGCAUUUUUGAAUGCGUCAACUGCUUCUUCCGGUGACUGGAACCUUUGACCACGAAGUCUGUUUUUAAUUUUCGUGAAAGUAAAGAAAUCAUCGGGACUAUAUGGAGGAUGGUCCAAUGAUUCCACGUUUUCUUCCGUUAGAUACUUCCUUGUUUUUUGGGCUGUGUGCCAGCUUGCAUUGUCU